Messenger RNA from Callithrix jacchus (white-tufted-ear marmoset), 3365 nucleotides. RefSeq names its product C-C motif chemokine receptor 9 (gene CCR9). The record is from RefSeq and is a predicted model, not a curated record. Gene Ontology annotation, biological process: positive regulation of cytosolic calcium ion concentration; cell chemotaxis; G protein-coupled receptor signaling pathway. Gene Ontology annotation, cellular component: external side of plasma membrane; membrane. NCBI's taxonomy places the organism in Eukaryota, Metazoa, Chordata, Mammalia, Primates, Cebidae. Gene Ontology annotation, molecular function: C-C chemokine receptor activity; C-C chemokine binding.
CUCACCUCUGCCUCCUGAUCCUCCCACCUCAGCUUCCCCGAGUAUCUGGAACUACAGGUGUGUGCCACCAUGCUUGCCUAAUUGUUUUUGUGCUUUCUGUAGAGAUGAGCUUUUGCCAUGUUGCCUGGGCUGCUCUCAAAUUCCUAGGCUUAAGUGAUCUGCCUGCCUCAGCCUCUUAAAGUGCUGGGACUACAGAGGUCAGCCACCGUAUCAGCCCUAGUUAACACUUCAAUCAAUUUGAAUUUAAAUAGGCACACCUGCCUAGUAGCUACUGUGUUGGAAAGCACAGCCUUCCGGGGUUCUGGUACAUCUGCCAAGGCCAGAAAAGGUAUGUUGUGAUGGAUAGUGCUUCAUCUGCCACAGGGUAGUAAUCUGAUACAGGCCGGCUCAGAUGACACCACCCAAAGAAAUCUCAUCAAUGUGCCCCUCUGGCAAGCCUGACAAGGCUGACUUCUUUCGAUGGGACCCUCCAAUCUCCCCAUUCCCUGCAAGCAGCUGUGCUGUCUAGGAAGAUAAUUUGCUAUCAGACCAGUCUGUAUGUGCGUCUUCAGAGGAGACACUGUCUCCUUAUCCCAGCAGUUUUCAGCUUUUUGUUUCUGGUUGCAAACGAUUGACUCUGCUGAUUGCUGGAAGUGACUCCCCACCCUCCCGGGUUACCCCACCAGUGAAAACACAGGCAGGGGCGGCCUGGCUUCCUUUCUGGUGAUGUUACUGGGGAGCUGCCUGCUCAGAACCCACAUAAAGCCUGCCCCUCAUCCCAGGCAGAGAGCAACCCAGCUCUUUCCCCAGACACUGAGAGCUGGUGGGGCCUGCUGUCCCCAGGAGACCUUCACCACCCUCCACGGAGCAGGCUUGCCUCUGACCCACCAUGACACCCACAGGCUUCACAAGCCCUGUUCCUAACAUGUCUGAUGACUAUGGCUAUGAAUCCACAUCUUCUGUGGAAGACUACAUCAACUUCAACUUCACUGACUUCUACUGCGAGAAAAACAACGUCAGGCAGUUUGCGAGCCAUUUCCUCCCACCCCUGUACUGGCUUGUGUUCAUUGUGGGUGCUUUGGGCAACAGUCUGGUCAUCCUUGUCUACUGGUACUGCACAAGAGUGAAGACCAUGACUGACAUGUUCCUUUUGAAUUUAGCCAUUGCUGACCUCCUCUUUCUUGUCACUCUUCCCUUCUGGGCCAUUGCCGCUGCUGACCAGUGGAAAUUCCAGACCUUCAUGUGCAAGGUGGUCAACAGCAUGUACAAGAUGAACUUCUACAGCUGCGUAUUGCUGAUUAUGUGCAUCAGUGUGGACAGGUACAUCGCCAUUGCCCAGGCCAUGAGAGCACAGACCUGGAGGCAGAAAAGGCUUCUGUACAGCAAAAUGGUUUGCUUUAUCAUCUGGGUAUUGGCAGCUGCGCUCUGCAUCCCAGAACUCUUAUACAGCCAAAUCGAGAGGGAGUCCGGCAUUGCUGUCUGCACUAUGGUUUACCCUAGGGACGAAAGCACCAAACUGAAGUCAGCUGUCUUGACCCUGAAGGUCAUUCUGGGGUUCUUCCUUCCCUUUGUGGUCAUGGCUUGCUGCUACACCAUCAUCAUUCACACCCUGAUACAGGCCAAGAAGUCGUCCAAGCACAAGGCCCUAAAAGUGACCAUCACUGUCCUGACCGUCUUUGUCUUGUCUCAGUUUCCCUACAACUGCAUUUUGUUGGUGCAGACCAUUGACGCCUAUGCCAUGUUCAUCUCCAACUGUGCCGUUUCCACCAACAUUGACAUCUGCUUCCAGGUCACCCAGACCAUUGCCUUCUUCCACAGUUGCCUGAACCCAGUUCUCUACGUUUUUGUAGGUGAGAGAUUCCGCCGGGAUCUUGUGAAAACCCUGAAGAACUUGGGUUGCAUCAGCCAGGCCCAGUGGGUUUCAUUUACAAGGAGAGAGGGAAGCUUGAAGCUGUCAUCUAUGUUGUUGGAGACAACCUCAGGAGCACUCUCCCUCUGAGGGGUCUUCUCUGAGGUGCAUGGUUCUUAUGGGAGAAAUGAGAAAUACGGAAACAGUUUCCCCACUGAUGGGACCAGAGAGAAACCACAGGAGAAAAAGGAAGUGAGAGAAAAAGAAAACUCAGAAAGGCAUGAAUUUGAAUAUGAUUACUUUUAGUCAGCAUUUCCCAAAGCAAGUAUUUCAAAGUCGAGUGACUAGUCCAAGAGGCUGUUGAUUGGCUCUUGACUGUGAUGCCUACAAUUCUCAAAGGACCAGCCCUGUGGACCACCCUGGUUUUGCCACUCGCCAGAGUGUCAGUGCCGCUGCCUCUGGAGGAGCCCAUGGAUUUGCUCCAUGCACUGUGAACUUCUGUGGCUUUCAGUUCUCAUGCUACCCCUUCCAAAAGGCGCCACAGAAGCACUGGUUGCUGCUACAGACCACAAAAGCAGAUUUCAUGAAAAUGUCCAUCUUUGGGAAAUUUUCUACCCUGCUUUUCAGCCUGAUAACCCAUGCUAGGUCUUGCAGAUUCUCGAUCUAGAACCUUCCCAGGCAAUCUCAGAUCUGAUUCCCUUCUGUUCUUGUUCCAUUCCCGGCCAGUGAACGUCCUUGUUCUGAUUGCAAAAUGAUCCACAGAUCAGUAAACCCCUGGACAACUGGCCACACCCACAAGACACCCAGAAUCUGUUGGCUUCCAAGCCAUUUCUGCGUCCUGCUGGAGGUUCUGACCUAGACGAGGAUUCCGUUUAUUCCUGGGUAUGGUGACUGUCCCUCCAUGGCCUGAGCAGGGAGGUUAACAGCUGGGUUCACAGGAGCCAGCCUUGGCCCUGUUGUAUAGGCUUGUUAUGUUGAGUGGCACUUGCUUCGGGUCCACCGUCUGCUCCCUAGAAAAUGGGCUGGUUCUCUUGGCCCUCUUCUUUCUGAGGCUGCUGGAAGGCGAUUUACUUCCAUGCUUCUCCUUUUCUUACUCUCUAGUGGCAACAUUUUAAAAGCAUUAAUAACUUAGAAAUUAGGCUGAAAAAAUAAGUAAUACAAUUCACCUUUGCAUCUUUUGAGUCUUUCUUUUCAGGAUUUGGCAAAAUGUAUCACCUUUGAAAAUAUGUCACAUAUUGGAAAAGUGCUUUUAAUGUGUAUAUGAAAUAUCAAUUACUUGUCACCUUCUUUACCCACCUCAGUAUUUUAAGUGCAUGUAAUUAAAGAUCAAAUAGACAUAUGAAGAGUGUGAAGGCUGGUCUGGAGGUUGUGAGUUAUCUCCAUCGAUUGUUCACGGUCAGUUACACAUUGAACUCCUUGUUCUACUUUCCCCCCUUCUCUCUACUACACUUGACUAGUCUUUAAAAAACGUGUGACGAGUAAGCAACUGGGAUAAGGAAAUAAGAUCUCCAAGUACCUUAAAACCACCAUGGCUGAU